Molecule: messenger RNA, 594 nt
Organism: Guillardia theta CCMP2712
Lineage: Eukaryota; Cryptophyceae; Pyrenomonadales; Geminigeraceae
Exons: 11
Biological process (GO): adenosine to inosine editing; RNA processing
Cellular component (GO): cytoplasm; nucleolus
Molecular function (GO): tRNA-specific adenosine deaminase activity; double-stranded RNA binding; double-stranded RNA adenosine deaminase activity
Source: RefSeq, a predicted model, not a curated record
AUGAUGUCGACCGCAGUUCGCAAUGCCGAGAAGAGCAGAACCUCGACAUGCUCCUUUGCCGACAGGGUCGCAAGAGCUUCCAUUCAAGAAUACCUGAGAGUGACCAACAAGACACGAUGGGAAAGUUCAAUGCAGACGGUGACGGCGCAGAUGGUGCUAGCAGCGUUCUUGCUGCAUGACUCCAAGGACGACUCUCUCCUUGUGGUCUCGUUGGGCACCGGAACCAAGAUUGCCGCUCGUGAAUAUGUGCUCGAAGAUGCUGAAGGGCGAGUCGUCCGGGACAGCCAUGCCGAAGUCCUCGCUCGCCGUGCGCUGCAGCGUUACUUGUAUCGGGAGAUACAAAAAUAUCCAGAUGGGUCGGGUAGCAUCUUCGAGUUUCAUAACGUCUCGUCUCGUUUCGUUCUCCGUGCAAGUCUGACUUUGCAUCUCUACACAAGCUCUCAGCCAUGCGGGAAUGCGACGCUGAAAAGAUGGGCAAAGCCGAACUCAAGUUUGAGAUUUGAAGGAGAACUAUGGGAAAACAACGAGCACCCAAGAAUACUGAUCCAAGCAAGGGAGGAAGGGCAAGUGGCAGUCUUGGUCAAGAAAGACCCU